GGCGUGGCCUCCGGAGCCGGGUUCCGCGCGCCAGAGCCCGCUAGCUGCAUUGCGAGCCGGGCGAGCAGCGGGCGCCAUGGUGCUGCUGCACGUGCUGUUCGAGCACGCGGUCGGCUACGCGCUGCUGGCGCUGAAGGAGGUGGAGGAGAUAAGUCUGCUGUUGCCGCAGGUGGAGGAGUGUGUGCUCAGCCUGGGCAAGUUUCACAACAUCGUUCGUCUCGUGGCCUUUAGUCCUUUUGCCUCUUCCCAAGUUGCCUUAGAAAAUGCCAACGCGGUUUCUGAAGGUGUUGUUCAUGAGGACCUCCGCCUGCUCCUGGAGACCCACUUGCCGUCCAAAAAGAAGAAAGUGCUCUUGGGGGUUGGUGACCCCAAGAUUGGUGCUGCUAUACAAGAAGAGUUAGGGUACAAUUGCCAGACUGGAGGCGUGAUAGCUGAGAUCCUGCGAGGAGUCCGUCUGCACUUCCAUAAUCUGGUGAAGGGUCUGACUGAUCUGUCAGCUUGUAAAGCCCAGCUGGGACUGGGACACAGCUAUUCUCGUGCCAAAGUGAAGUUUAAUGUGAACCGAGUGGACAAUAUGAUCAUCCAGUCCAUUAGCCUCCUGGACCAGCUGGAUAAAGACAUCAACACCUUCUCCAUGCGUGUCAGGGAAUGGUAUGGGUAUCAUUUUCCGGAGCUGGUAAAGAUCAUCAAUGACAAUGCCACAUACUGCCGCGUUGCCCAGUUCAUUGGAAACCGAAAGGAGCUGAAUGAAGAGAAGUUGGAGAAGCUGGAAGAGCUGACAAUGGAUGGGGCCAAAGCCAAGGCUAUUCUGGAUGCCUCACGGUCCUCCAUGGGCAUGGACAUUUCUGCCAUCGACCUGAUAAACAUCGAGAGCUUCUCCAGUCGUGUUGUGUCUUUGUCAGAGUAUCGCCAGAGCCUACAUACUUACCUUCGCUCCAAGAUGAGCCAAGUUGCCCCCAGCCUGUCAGCCCUCAUCGGGGAAGCGGUGGGUGCACGUCUCAUUGCCCAUGCUGGCAGCCUCACCAACUUGGCCAAGUAUCCAGCAUCCACAGUACAGAUCCUUGGGGCUGAGAAGGCCCUGUUCAGGGCCCUGAAGACAAGGGGUAACACUCCAAAGUACGGACUCAUUUUCCACUCCACCUUCAUUGGCCGAGCCGCUGCCAAGAACAAGGGCCGCAUCUCCCGAUACUUGGCAAACAAAUGCAGCAUUGCCUCCCGGAUCGACUGCUUCUCUGAGGUGCCCACAAGUGUCUUUGGAGAGAAGCUUCGAGAACAAGUCGAGGAGCGGCUCUCCUUCUAUGAGACUGGAGAGAUUCCACGAAAGAAUCUGGAUGUCAUGAAGGAAGCAAUGGUCCAGGCAGAGGAAGCUGCCGCGGAGAUUACGAGGAAGCUGGAGAAACAGGAGAAGAAACGCUUAAAGAAGGAGAAGAAACGGCUGGCUGCACUUGCCAUGGCGUCUUCGGAAAACAGCAGUACUCCAGAGGAGUGUGAGGAGACGGGUGAAAAACCCAAAAAGAAGAAAAAGCAGAAGCCCCAGGAGGUUCCUCAGGAGAAUGGAAUGGAAGACCCAGUUCUCUCUCCCCCAAAACCCAAGAAAAAGAAAUCUUUUCCUAAGGAGGAAGUGGUUAGUAGUGACCUUGAAGAAACGGCUGGCAGUGUAAGUCUCCCCAAGAAGAAGAAAUCUUCACCCAAAGAGGAAAUGAUCAGUGAUCCUGAAGAGGCAGCCAACAGGAGUGUCCCCAAGAAAAAAAGGAAAUUCUCUUCUAAGGAGGAGCCAGUCAGCAGCGGACCUGAAGAGGCUGCUGGCAGCAAGAGCAGCACUAAGAAAAAGAAAAAACUCUCAAAACGUGCCCAAGAUUAGAAUGGACAUUCAUUCUUUGGGGGGAGGGGCAUGCCCAAAGUGGUAUUUCCAGCUUAUGUCCUUAAACCCCAAUAAAAACAAAUCCACAGAAGCUUA
This is a messenger RNA of Tupaia belangeri chinensis (Chinese tree shrew), 1957 nucleotides long. RefSeq names its product NOP56 ribonucleoprotein (gene NOP56). Bases 77 to 1861 code for a protein of 594 amino acids. The record is from RefSeq and is a predicted model, not a curated record. Gene Ontology annotation, molecular function: snoRNA binding. NCBI's taxonomy places the organism in Eukaryota, Metazoa, Chordata, Mammalia, Scandentia, Tupaiidae. The transcript is spliced from 12 exons. Gene Ontology annotation, cellular component: small-subunit processome; box C/D methylation guide snoRNP complex.